CUUUUUAACAAAAUAAUAUGCAAGAAUCACUUGCAUUAUUGAUGGUUACCUCCCAAGUAACUCAUAUGCAUAUUCAUAUAAUCAAAACAAAAAGAAAAAAUGAAAAAUAAAAAUAUAUUGUCCAUCUCUCUUUCAGAUAUACAAAUUGGUUUCUACCAAACUUUUGUAACACAUAUCCAUAUCUACCUAUCUAUCUGUACCGAACAGAUGAGAUGAAGUUUUGUCCCUUCGAAAUCUAAUAUGAGAUGAAGUUUUUACAAUCAUAGUAAACACUGUAUGUCUCCAAAUAUCUAAGAAACGAAAAAAUGAAAAAUAAAAUCUAUUGUCCAUCUUUAUAUGAGAUGAAGAUGCCAAUAUUAUCAUCCAAUAAAGCAGAAGCGAGAAAAUGAAGGAGAUGGGGUUGCUAUCAAACAACAAAGCAACGCCCACGUGAAGGGAUAACCAAAUAGGCCUUAGACUUGGUCCCUUUCGUUUUCUCUUCCCACUUUUCUUCUCUUAGCUUUCACCACUUUUUUUCAUUACCCUAAAUCUGUAUCACUCCCACAAACUCCAGCUUAUCCCUUCCACACCACACUUACUAAGCCUUUUCAAUAAAAGCACUUCCUUAUUACUUAAUAAAAAGGGCUUGUUGCAUCCACAACUAGCCAGCCACUAUGGUACAUACAUGGUAGUUAAGAAAAACACAGAUUUCGACUAAAACUUAAAUUUUAUGAGCGAAGAGUUAAUUGCUUGUACGAGUCUUGUAGAUUAAGCUGAACUCGGUAUAAUGAGACUACAAGUUCACUUACCUUUGAUGAAAAAAUCAUACAAACUAACUUUCCUCCCAAACCAAACAAUUAAUAUUUUUCUUUGCUCUUAAAGUUAAAAGUUUAAAACUGAAUUCAGAAUUACGUACAUUUGUUAACAAUAGUGAAUACAGUUAUAUAAAAAAAAAACUAAACACCAAACUUUUUCAGUCCUUCUUCUAAGCUUUCUUUCAACCAUACAUUGCACAUGCAUUAAAAACCAUGUUUUCUUUUAAAUUUAAUUUUAUCAUUACAUUCAAUAUAUAUAUAUAUAAUAGUGAAUUUAGGUAACAUUCACUUCCAUAAAUUUUGGUAUUAUGUUCAGUAAAUGUUAUUCAAAGCGAAUAUGUGUAUUCUGUUCCACAAUAUUAAAAGAUGAUAUAUACCAAAACUUAUCAUCGAUCAUGUUAUAGUUUUAAUAGUUUUUGUGAAAUAUCUAAAUUAACUAAAUAUAAAUUGAAAACUUUCAUUAAUAAUAAUGAAAGUGAAUCUAACAAAAGCAUUAGCCAUGUUCCCCCCCUGCUUUUGUUUUGGACAACCUUUUGAAGCAGAAGGUAGGGUAACCCCAACCGAAGGAGCUAAUCCAUAUUAGUAACGACCGAACCAAUCCAUAUUAGAAAAUACCAUCUCUCUUUAUUUCUAUUUAAAUAGUACUAAAAGAUAUUUACGGAAGUGAUAGAGUUAUAUGAUGUAUAGUUAAAAGAAAAACAUAUAGUACUUUAAAAAAAUAUUUUCUACAAUAUCUUUUGUCCAUCUUCCUCUAGCUAUCAACCUUUAUAGCACAAGCACACACAACCACUAAUGAACCAAAGGGCUUGAGUGAAGAAAGGAAAAGGAAGAUUCUGUUUUCGUUACCUAUUUCUCUCUUGAAUCUAAUGUUUCCUUCUCUAGAUACCAAUGGCUAUGACCUCUUUGAUCCCUUCAUUCCCCAUCAAACAACCAUGUUUCCUUCUUUCAUUACUCACAUUCAAAGCCCUAAUUCUCACCAUCACUACUCUUCGCCUUCUUUUCCUUUCUCUUCCGAUUUUCUUGAGAGUUUUGAUGAAUCCUUCUUGAUAAACCAAUUCUUGUUACAGCAGCAAGAUGUAGCAGCAAAUGUUGUUGAAUCUCCUUGGAAAUUUUGCAAGAAGCUUGAGCUUAAGAAGAAGAAUGAGAAGUGUGUUGAUGGAAGCACCUCACAAGAGGUUCAAUGGAGAAGGACGGUCAAAAAAAGGGACAGGCAUAGUAAGAUCUGCACGGCUCAAGGUCCUAGAGACCGGAGGAUGAGGCUGUCUCUUCAGAUUGCUCGCAAGUUUUUCGAUCUUCAAGACAUGUUGGGUUUCGACAAGGCGAGCAAGACGAUUGAAUGGCUUUUCUCCAAAUCAAAGACUUCCAUCAAACAACUUAAAGAAAGAGUGGCUGCAUCGGAAGGAGGAGGAAAGGAUGAACAUCUCCAGGUUGAUGAAAAGGAAAAGGAUGAGACACUGAAGUUGAGAGUCUCAAAGAGAAGAACAAAGACUAUGGAGAGCUCUUUUAAGACUAAAGAGUCGAGAGAGAGAGCUAGAAAGCGAGCAAGAGAGAGAACAAUGGCAAAGAUGAAGAUGAGAUUAUUUGAGACCUCGGAAACAAUUUCAGAUCCUCAUCAAGAAACUAGAGAGAUCAAGAUAACCAAUGGUGUACAAUUACUAGAAAAGGAAAAUAAAGAACAAGAAUGGAGUAAUACUAAUGAUGUUCACAUGGUAGAGUAUCAAAUGGAUUCUGUGAGCAUCAUAGAGAAGUUUCUUGGACUAACCAGUGACUCUAGCUCCUCUUCCAUUUUUGGUGACUCCGAGGAAUGUUACACAAGUCUUAGUUCAGUAAGAGGUACAAUUUCAGCAGCAGGAAUGUCGACACCAAGGGAACACAACACAACUUCAAUAGCAACGGUGGAUGAGGAGAAAAGCCCCAUAUCAUCUUUCUCUCUAUAUGAUUAUCUCUGCUACUGAUGAGUGAUGAUCAUGAUCGGCUCCAUCCUUAUAAGUUAUUUGGACUUUAUGAUCUAUGCAUCAACAUAAGAGCCUCAGGAUAGCCAAAUAGCUAGAUUUCAUUUGUUUGAGGCUUUGGAGUACCGCUUGAUUUGUGUGUGUGAACGACAGGGUUUGGUCUGCCUAAUUUGUUUGAGGCUUUAAAGUACCGCUUGAUUGAUGGAUAUCUCUAUUUUGCUGGUUUCAUUUCUUGCAAAUUUCUAAUUCUCUGGCAUUUUUUUUGUUGUUGCUUGUCUUCUGUUGGGAAAAUUUUAAAAACACAGCAAACUUAUAAGAUUGUGAUGGACACAAUCACUAGUCUAAGUAAAGAAGCUUUAACAAUCACAUUCCAAGAUGUGUAAGAUAAGACAAUAAUUUAGAUAAGUAAUAAUUUCUACUGAUUUUGUCAAUUAAUCGUAUGUAUGAGUAUUAUUAACUAGUGUUCUAAAAACCACUUACAUUGUAUUUAUGUAUCAUACACAUGUAAUGAUUUUUUCAUAAACGUUGUGUCUAGCUACUGGAAACCGUUUGCAAACUAGACAUUGAUUAAUCAUUUGAGUCGGAUUUGGCGGCUUAAACAGAAUUGUUUUAAGCGGGUUAUAUAAGCUAAGUUACUUGUCUAGAUACCAAUUAGUCGUUCUUAGAUUACAUAUAUAUAUAUAUAUUUUAGAAAAACUAUUGUGAUUACAAAUUCUCCCAUCAUGUCAAAUUUUCUCGCAAAUUUUCAAUCAUUGUUUUUCUUCUACGUUCUUGAGUUGGGGUGCAGUGAUAUGCUUGAAUUCACACUAGGUUCUUUCUUAGAAAAUAAUACACUUCCUUAAGACGAUGUUUUAGUAUAAUGUAAUUUUUAUUGGUUUGAUUUUUGGAUUAUUAUAUAGUCUUAACAGGUUAGCACCAACGAGUUUCGUUGACAUUUUCCCCGGAAUUAUACUUCUACCAAUAUAUAUUGAACCAACGGAAAUUCUCAACAAUCAACAUCACCAAUCGACAAUGUUUCUCCUUCGAAUUUCAGUGUAAGUUGAAGUUCUAACUUAUAACCAUGAAAAACUAAUCGAAGCAUUUAUCAAAAAUAAACUAAGUGAAGCGUAUUUUUAAUCAAAUAUAUAAAAUAAAAACGAAAUAGCAAUGGAUCAUCAUCAUCGUCGCUGGUACUCAAAAGCUACAAGCCCUAGCGGUAGCAGAAGUUGAAGUAGCAAAAUACCAAUGAUAUACGAUAUGGGCCUUAGGCCUAAAACAGCAAAUUUUCUUCUGUUUAUAUCUUAAUUGAACCAAAUCAAACCAAAACUGAGCCGAUUAUUUUUUUUCAAUCCAAAAGUGAAAAGUAGGACAAAACCAACCAGUUAAACCGAAUUAAUAUUUUGUAUUUAUUAAAUAAAACUGUCUUUUUUAAAAAUAG
This is a messenger RNA of Arabidopsis thaliana (thale cress), 4163 nucleotides long. RefSeq names its product TCP domain protein 12 (gene TCP12). Gene Ontology annotation, biological process: plant gross anatomical part developmental process. Lineage: Eukaryota; Viridiplantae; Streptophyta; Magnoliopsida; Brassicales; Brassicaceae. Gene Ontology annotation, molecular function: DNA-binding transcription factor activity. The record is from RefSeq and is marked reviewed. The transcript is spliced from 2 exons. Gene Ontology annotation, cellular component: nucleus. Bases 1661 to 2749 code for a protein of 362 amino acids.